AUGGAGCAGGAACGUCCGAAAACGCCGCCACCGCUGGAAGAGAUAAUUCGAAGGACGACCAUCGACGAUGCGGACCACAUCCAAAACAGCAAGCUGCAGCAUAUCGACAGUAUGGAGUCGCGCACUUCUGAGACUACAGCUCGAACGGGUUCCUUUUCCACAGAAACCAAUGAUUCUUACGUCCGCGAUCACAGAAGGUCAUCCAUCGCAGCUUUUGCCAAGGGUAUCGUACGGCACGUACCAGAAUUCAGGAUGCUUCACCUGCCCGAAAGCAAAGAUGACCAAGACCGGCGAGAUCCCCAGGAAGGAGGUCCGCUUAAACUACACAAGAAAGACCGCAUGCUAUCAUUCGCACCACUUCCUGUUGUCAAAGCGAAGGAGUCGUACGAGCAAGCAUCAAAGCCAUCCGUCGUUAUCGAAGAGCCAACAACGCCAACAAAGACUGCAAAAACCCCAUCGUGCCCACAGUCUCCAACGGGAAAAGGCGGACUGCGGGACCGCAGAAAGGUCAAUCUCGAUCUUUCCAUGCCAACCGUCAUUCCAGACUUACCUGCUCGCGGCCGCUCACCCGUCGAUAUUAUGGCCAACCUCGGUGCUCCACGCGCGCGAAGCCCGAAAACACCGUGGAUUCGCAAAGAGCAGCCGAAGUGGGAGCCAAUGCCAAUGGCCAAAGCUACGCCAAUCCUCGAAGAAGACUACAUUCGGGACAGCACCUCAGCGCUGAAAAAUGACAACAAAGGUGGCGUAGGUCUCCUGCCCGAUACCGAUGCGAUCUUCUCGUCGCAAUCCCCGAAGUUCGAACGACCGCCACCGAAAGUACGAGAUCGGUGUUACAUUGAUCGUCCGCGAUCGAAAAGAACGAGAAGUGGCAGAAGUGAGAAGAGUGGUACGAGUGCCAGCGAUUCCACGGUGGCCAAAACACCAGAUGGGAGUUGGACCCCAGCAGAAGAGAAUAUAUACAGAGAACAGCAAGCCCGAACAAAGGCAGAGUUGCAGCAAAUAGCGAGCGAAUCCAAGGCGACACGUUCGCGCCGCUGGUUAUGGCUGAACAAAUCGAGUGACGAUGCACCACCCUCUCCUGGACCCGCGCAAUCUCUCAAUCGCCGCUUCUCUUUCAAUCCCUUCCGACGCUCAAACCGCAUCUCCGACCAAAACGGCACAGAGGCUACCAAACAGCAAACUCCAUUCUCCUUCUUCCCGGCUCGGGGCAAACAGGUACCUCCAGUAAAGUCGCUCGCACAGAUGCAUGCUCCGCCAGCCUUCAUCCCACCGGGUCUCCAACGCGUACCAACUCCACCAAUGUUCGACUCAAACGGCGAAGUCAAAGGCAAGCUAGCAGACUUCUUCUUCGACGUCCACGGCGGUGGCAGCGCAAUCAACACACGCAACAAGCCCAAGUCCAGUCCAGGCGGCUACUGGGAUUCCGACGCCCUACUCAUGAGCCUAGCAAACGACAUCGACAACCCCUCAGACGAAGCAGAAGACGAAGGCCCCUCCGGCCCCCGCAGCGACUUCAUCAACCCCCCCGUUGACUUUGGCCCGAGCAGUACCCUCACAGCAAGCACAAGCAAUGAAAUCGGCAACGCAGCAGGUUACCUCGGCGUAAAACCGCCAGCCAGUCCCUCCCUAGCCGCCACAUCCCCCAUGCUGGGCCACGACGUCUGGUCCCGCAUCCACCAAUCGCACUACCCCGACACCCCCGACGAACGCACUCUCGCAGCGCUCGCCCGCCAAGAAGAAGAAGAGCGACGCAAGUUUGAAUGGCUCGUCCCUGAACACCUUCCUAAUAGUCCGCUGUGCCCUCUGCAUCCGAAGUAUAGGGGGCCCAGCGCGGACUUGUGUUACUGGCAUGGACGUAGGUCUGGUAAUGAGAUUAGGAAGGGGGAGUAUGGGGGGUUGGGGGCGAAGGGGGUUUGGAAUAGCGCGAGUGGGAGUAGUGGGUAUAGCCAGCAUGAUUAUGGUUUUGGGGAUAACGGAGUGGCUGGGGGUAUGCCCAGGCUCGCGGGGACGCCGAGUAGGGAGGUGAAGAAGAGGAGAUUGAUUAGCUUGUCUAAUUCUUAA
Molecule: messenger RNA, 2061 nt
Organism: Alternaria infectoria
Lineage: Eukaryota; Fungi; Ascomycota; Dothideomycetes; Pleosporales; Pleosporaceae
Exons: 1
Coding region: 1-2061 (686 amino acids)
Source: RefSeq, a predicted model, not a curated record